UAACGUUGUGUUGAGAAUACCGCGCUUUACGCAAAGAAUAAAAGAAACAACAAAAAAAACCCCGACGUGGUGGUCAUUCAAUCAAACGCACAAGGACUAUAAGAGAAACAGCGUGUAUUUCUCGUCUGCUUGCACGACUUGGGUAGCACUGACAAGAAGGCACCCUGUGCACAUAGUUUGGAUGUUUGUGUGUAGAAAAAGUGGUGGAGUGGACCUGCACGCAACCCAAACAUGGUGAGGCUGGACCUUGACCAGGUGGUGAUGAGGAGGAUGAAGGAAGAUGACAUUGAGGUGGUCAAAGCCCUCAUCAAGGAGGGCUGCGAGGGCACAGAAAACCGCCUCAUCCUCCACAUCCUCACUCGUCCACUCUGCCUCUUCAUCUUGGCUGUUUUCUCUUCAAUCCUGCGCUGCCUUGUGCACUCUUUCAUCCUGGCCCUCGCCAUUCCCGUCUUCCUGCUGAUUAUCUAUCUCAAGAUCACCAUGCCUCGGUCGACAGGGGUUCUGGGCAGCAGCCGGCCGUACUGGGACUACGUGGGCAGCAGCUACAGAGGAACACAAGAUGAGACGCUGCAGAAUCCUUACCGCAGGAUCAGUGGCAAGACACCAGUGACAAAGAGGCAGAGGCGCAAAAUUGGAUCCAAAGAGAAGGACAAGGAGGUGUCAACAGAGAAGAUCAGCCCAGAGAGGGAGCAGGAAGCGGGCCAGGUCUGGGUGGCUGACAGUGAUGGGGACAUAAUAGGCUGCAUCUUCCGUGAGAGUGAGACACGGGUGGACAUCAGGAGGAUCUGCAGGCUGGUGACAGGAUGCUGGUACCGAAGGGAGGGCCUGGGCCGACUACUCGUCCAGAGCCUGGAGCACAGAGAGAGGGAGACCGGGGCCCAGAGAAUGUAUGCACAUGUGCCCUACCCCUCCAAGGUGGGUGAAGUCUUCUUCAAGAAGCUGGGCUAUCAGCAGCUGGGGGAGGGGACUAGCGAAGAGGACGACGAAGAGGCGAAACGAGAGACUCCAGAGCGAGGCUUCCUGGGCUACCCUCUUACUAAAGUGUUUUACAAAGACUUGUGAGUGACAGUGGACUGGUUUGAUAAGGUAAAUGAGACAUGAAUGCAGAUUUCUGCUGAGGGAAAUGAUCAUCGGCAUUGCUUCAGCAUAUUUGGAAGAUAAUAUUUUAUGGAAACUUUGUGUUAUUUAUUCAAGUAUUUAUUUAUUCUAUGUGCUCCUGUUACGAUUGUUAGUUUCAGCGUAUUUUUGUCAUGUAAAAGGCCAUCUCUCCAUUUUCGAUGAAUCAAAUGGUUGUCCAGUAUUAACAUGACGUUAUGUUUUCACAGAUGUGCUUUUCCAUCACAGUUUGAAGUAAAAUAUUUAUGCAAAAUCUG
Mugil cephalus (flathead mullet) is the source of this 1373-nucleotide messenger RNA. It is a transcript of the gene nat14, whose product is annotated as N-acetyltransferase 14 (GCN5-related, putative). NCBI's taxonomy places the organism in Eukaryota, Metazoa, Chordata, Actinopteri, Mugiliformes, Mugilidae. Gene Ontology annotation, molecular function: N-acetyltransferase activity. The record is from RefSeq and is a predicted model, not a curated record. The transcript is spliced from 4 exons. Bases 232 to 1062 code for a protein of 276 amino acids.